AAAAAACGGAAGUACAUUUUAUAAUCACCAAAACUUGCCAUUUUAAUGAAAGCAUAUACCUAACAUACAUACUUUGAAUUAAUGUCUACCUCUAAAAAGGCAAAAGAAAGUACUCCAUAAAAUAUACUCGAUCAGAAAAUUCCCCAGAAAAAAAUGGAAGAAGAAGAACAUGGAAGCAUGAUUGAGGAGAGGGAAGAAGAGUACAUGGUUCCACCAAACAGUGGUGCUAUACAAACAAAAAGAAAAGCUCAUUUCUUAAAACCCAUAAUUUCAAACCCCAAAUUUAAGCAAAUCCGCCCUAAUUUACCUUCUUCAAACCUUCCCAACCCCCAAAUCCUGCUGAUUAAGAAGAGGGUUAAGUUCCUCUGUAAGUUAAAACCAAUUGAGGGUUGGAAAUCAUGGGUUGAAAAUUUACAGCAAAUUCAUCAACAAACUUGGAAGAAAGCGGGAAUUUUCGAUGCCAUUAAGUGUUCAACUUACCAUAUUGUGAGGGAUAAGGAGUUGAUUAUAAGAUUAGCUGAGAAAUGGUGUCCUGCGACCAACACUUUAUUUUUCUCUUGGGGUGAAUGUAGUAUUACUUUGGAGGAUGUUAUGAUUUUGGGAGGGUUUUCAGUUUCGGGUAUUUCGUGUAGAGGUGAGUUUGGUAGAACAGUAGGUGGAGAAAUCCUGCAGGAGAAGUUGAUGGAAGCUUGUAGAAGAAUUAAGAAACAAUUUAAAAGUAUUCAUGUGAGUCACAUUGCAUGGUUGAAGUAUUUUAAGGGGAAAAGAGGUGAAUUGGAGCAUGUGUCUUUUCUUGUUCUAUGGUUGUCAAGGUAUGUAUUUACAAUGAAUUCUUUCGAUAUUAUCUCGUUGAAUGCAUUCUCAAUUGCUGUUAGUAUUAGUAGAGGUACUAGGUUCGCGCUUGCCCCUGUUGUUCUUGCUUCGAUUUAUAGAGAUUUGAGGUUGUUGAAGGAUAAAAUUGUGAGGUUUAAGGGUGAAACUGAAGAUGAUAGUCCAAAGCUUGUUCUUCGGGCACAGUUUCAAUUGGUUCAUGUCUGGGCUUGGGAGAGGUUUCUGACAUUAGGUCCGAAACCCACUCCUCUUGUUAAAGGGGAGCCUAGAGUUGCUCGUUGGCACGGGAUUAACAAAUCUAAGAACUUGAGGUUUGACAUAGGAUCAUCUACUGGAGAUAAUUUCUUGUGGAGACCUUAUGCAUUACAGUUGGAGAACUGGGAACUCCCUAAGUUUUAUUGUGAUAAGGAGAAGUCAGGUUUUGUCAAUUCGGAGGUGGAUGAGCAGAUUUUAUCAUUUGUAAGGUGUUUGAGGGUUUGUGAAUUGGUAGGUGUUGAUUGUGUGGAGCAAUACCUUCCAAAUAGAGUAGCAAUGCAGUUUGCAUUGGACCAAGAUAUUCCCUUAUCUGUUCCUAGAUUGAAUGCUGAUGAUUAUCAACUCGCCUGGAAUAGCUAUGACAAACCUCUUGAUGGUUUGAAAUUCUAUUUACCUCCUCGCUCAUUUGAAGGAGAUGUAACGUUGAAUUACUCUGAUUGGUGGAGGACACCGUUGGCGUUGUCUCUCCCUGCUGAUGACUUUGAGAGGCGGAAGAGAAGCACAAGGAAACUGAGGAAAGUUUCCCAAGUUGUAAAUGCUGAUUAUGAAUGGAACAGCAAGCUAAUUCGUUCCUGUUCAACUUAUAAUACUAUGGGUGUAGUAGAUUCUCUUGGUAGUAGUAGCAGGGGAAUGCCAAUUGAAAACUCUUCAUCUUGUCAAGCUGAUGAACUUGGUGAAGAUAAUGUAAUUAAUCUGCAGGUGGGGGUGGAGGACUCAGACAAAUGCGAGGACAAUGUUGCUAUUAGGGAAGAGGUGGAAAUAAAGGUGGAUGGUAGCAAUAUGAACAUGGUUGAAGGAAACAAGUCUUCAGAGGGGAUUCAUUCUGCAAAUAAACUGCAUUUGACUUUAACAUUGCCUGCAUGUUAUCAGGCUAUGGAUUCUGAUUUUGUUGGGACUGGAAGUGACAUCCCAUCUUAUGAUUAUGUUGCUGAUGAAAAUGUGAGCUGUAGUUUGAUAAACUCAUUGAUUGGGCCAGAAGAGGAAAAAGAAAAGCUUGAGAGCAAUGGUAUUGGUAGGGAUGAAAGUUGUUUAAACUUGGGUGAGGGAAAUCAUUCUCCAAGUGAUAUUCAUCUUUCUUUAUCAUCUCCUACUUGCAAUGAGGUUAUGGAUUCAAAUGUUGUUCGGGGUAGUAGUCCCAUGCCCAAUGAAAACACUCCAUCUUGCAAAAGCAGCAUUUUAUCUCAAGCCCAAGAGCAUAUUACCAAUGAAAUUGUUUUGGCUAAUGUGACGAAUCUGCUGAUAGGAGUAGAGGAGGAUAAAGGGAAAUUUGAGUGCAAUUCUGAGGAGAAAGACAAAGAAAAGGAUAUUAGUGAAAGCUCUAUGAACUUGAGUGAGGGUACUUGUACUCAGCAUGCAGUUAACGGAAGAAGCUUAACUGAUGUAGAGCCAUUGAUGGGAUCUGAGGUGAAUACCUUGUCUAGCAUGCCAUGUCAAGAUGAACAAGGUGAAGCAAGGGAAGAUGCCAAAUCAAAGCAAGCAAACAGUUCACAGGUUGAUGUUGUGAUUCUUAGUGAUGAAGAAGAUAAUAUUGGUAUUCGUGAUCCUUUUGAAGAGUCAUAUCUAGCUGCACUCGAUGCUAGGUUUAGUAGACUCGAGAAAUUGGUUUCUGCUUUACGAGCUGCUAAGUUAAAGUCCAAAGAGGAUAGAGCUCUGCUUCGUUCUUUAAGGUAAAAGGAGAAAACAUAUCUCAGGUUAGUUAAAUUUUGAAUUUGGGGUACAGUAGUUGUAAUAGAUGACUUGUCUAGGUCGUUCAAGGCAGUAUUGCCAUUAAUGAAAUUAUAUGAAUAUGUUAUCAGAA
Messenger RNA from Spinacia oleracea (spinach), 2884 nucleotides. RefSeq lists its product as uncharacterized. The coding region runs from base 154 to 2757 and encodes 867 amino acids. The transcript is spliced from 2 exons. The record is from RefSeq and is a predicted model, not a curated record. NCBI's taxonomy places the organism in Eukaryota, Viridiplantae, Streptophyta, Magnoliopsida, Caryophyllales, Amaranthaceae. Gene Ontology annotation, biological process: meristem maintenance; meristem development.